AUGCACAUCACUGCCAUGCAAGAGAAGGACGACAAGGGCGAAGUCAAGUACAUCCAAGAAUCUCGGUUGACUGGACUUCUCACCCACGGAUUGGUGUUGGCCUGCAUCUUUGCUCUCUCGGUCAUCAAAUUGAUCCCUCUUCCCGUUCUAUACGGUGUCUUCUUGUUCAUGGGAUUGGUCGCUUUGCCAGGCCAACAGUUCUACCAACGAUUCAUCCUUCUUUUCCAACAACCAAGCAAGAUCACCAAAAACCACUACACGUCGCAUGUUCCCAUGAACCGCAUUCACAAGUACACCAUGUUCCAGCUCCUUUUCUUCGGCAUCGUUUGUGUUGUCCGAGAAAUCAAGUCCAUCUCGAUUGCUUUCCCAGUGAUGGUUCUGUUGUGUAUUCCAGCACGCUUGUACUUGCACCCCAGAUUGUUUUCGGAGGACGAAUUGAUUUUGAUGGAUGGAUCUCCAGAAGAGAUUGAAAACUGGCUGCUCAAGAACGACCCCGAAGGAGAGGCUGUCGAGAAGCCAAGUAAGAGCGCACAAGACGAACACAUUGCGCAAAACGGGCUCAAGCUUCCCGAUGAAGAAGUCGCAAACGCGUAA
Messenger RNA from Cylindrotheca closterium, 594 nucleotides. NCBI's taxonomy places the organism in Eukaryota, Bacillariophyta, Bacillariophyceae, Bacillariales, Bacillariaceae. The record is from the annotation of a GenBank genome assembly.